UUUCUUUGUCUUUCACAUCAUUACAAUUCUGAAUACAAACUAUCUAGUUAAAACUUAAAUGAAACACAAGUAAAUAUUAAUUCAUCAGAAAAUAAUUAUAAAGUGAAUAUAAUAUAUUCUUUACAUUCAAUAGAUCAUUUUAAUGUCUUUGGAUCAUACAAGAAAACGUUCUAAUUCAUUAGUUCCAAGAAUUGUAGAAAAUUUACCAAAUGAUCCAGUAACUGGACAAUCAAUUUUAUUUAGAACAAUAUUCAAAGGAAGAGAUCAUACAAAAAUUAUUGAUCCAGCAGGUUUUUGUGAUAGUAAAGCAAGUCAAUUAUUAAUAAAACAUUUACGAAAAAAACGUAACUAUGGUUAUGUAUAUUGUUUAAUUGAUCGAAUACGAUUUGAAAGAAGAAGUCGUUCAAAAUUAUUUCGUAAUCAAAUUUUUUAUCAUGAUAUUAAGUAUAUUUAUUUUUUUUCAAAUUUACCAAAUGUUUUUAUGCUGGCAUUGAAUGAUGAAAAAGAAAGACGUGUUUAUGAAACAUAUUCAGUGAAUACAAUGGAAGAUAGAAAUAGAAUUGCAGAACUUACACAGAAUAAAAAUUCAUUUGGAAAAUUAAGAACAAGUAUAACUAGUCAAAUGAUAAAUUAUGGAAAUGAUAUUUUGGAAAAUGGUCAUAUUUCAUUAGAAGGAGAAGAUGAAACAGAAGGUGAAAAUGGAUUUGAAGAGGAAGAAAACUUUCAUAUGUAUAGAAACAACAAAAGAUAUAGUCAUGAUUCAUUGCAUAGAAUUAAUACAUUAGCUAACGGCCAUUCUGAAUCUUAUGAUAACUCUAAAACAACUGGACAUUUGGAGAAUGCUUAUACAAAUGGCUACUUAAAUCAAUCAAAUAUACCAACAUAUUAUAAAACGAAUACAGUAUCACAUGCAAUAAAUUCACCAACUCAUCAAUCUUACUCUAAACAACAAAACAGAUCGUUUACGGAACGUACACCUUCUCCAACAGAUUAUUUCGUUAUGCAAUAUCAUGGAAGAAAUCUACAUAAUAAUCAAACAAUAAGUACACAUUCACCAUUUAAAUACAAUGCAAAUGGAAGUUCUAUACCUAUAACUAGCAGUGAACCACUAUUAACAAAUACUCCUAUAAGAGAAGACUGUCCAAUAUAUUUCUAUGUUCAACGUAGACCUAGUAAACCGGAAAUACAAAUAGAUGAAACCACUAGAAUAAUAAAAAGUCCUUCAUCAAUUACUAUAUAUCGUUAAUAUAUUGUACAAUAGAAAAGAAAAAAAUAAUUAUUAUAAUUACAUUUCCUACUAGUUGACUAUUAUUUAUACUUUAAAUUAAUAAAGGAAACUAACAUUA
Messenger RNA from Schistosoma intercalatum, 1346 nucleotides. Lineage: Eukaryota; Metazoa; Platyhelminthes; Trematoda; Strigeidida; Schistosomatidae. The record is from the annotation of a GenBank genome assembly.